AUGUCUCAUGUUAAUCCAAAACGUUGUGUGAAUAAGAAAAAAUCCAAAAGAGCUAUUAUAAGGACGUGGUUCCAUGGGCCCGAGAAAAGUUUUAUUAAUGAUAAGAACUUGCUGCAUAUCGAAGGUAAUUUUGACUAUGUUUCUCAGACAGCAUCAUGUUCCAUACGUUCAAAAGGACAGUCUCCGCCACAAAUAUAUGAUUUGAAGGAUCCAGCGACUAUUAUGACAGAAGCUCAAGAGACAGAAGAGCUGACACAGAAAAAAGAUAACUUUCCAGACACUGUAGAGAAGGAAGACGAUUUCGAAGAAGAUGACCUUGAGGAAGAAUUUGGAAAGAAGAAAUCACGGAGGCUGUCUAGAAAGAGAUUAGGAGAAAUAAAGGAAACUUUCAAAUUUAAUUUAGAGAGAAUGACACAUAGUAGUGGGAAAUUUUCACUUAGAAUGAAUAUUGCAGAUGAUGAAACGGAUUUUGGAGACACUACAAAUGGAACUAUUAAGACAACUGAGUCUGAAGCAAAGAGUAGAGUAUCGUGCUACCAAAGUUUUAGAACUGACCCAAAAGAUCUCUCUAUCUUGUACGAUUAUGCUAUGAAUACUAGUCUAGGGGAGUUACAAAAGACAAGUGAUGAUACAAAAAGAUCUAAUUUUCAAGGUUCAUUAUUUAGGAGAUUGGUGUAUCAAGACCUUUCCAAUGAAGAUUUUUUGGAAAAAUUUAAAAAUUCUUCAAAUACUGUGGUUCCAGAACAACUAGAUCUUUUCAGGAAUGAUAGUACUUCCAGUAUUUAUAGUUCUAUCUAUGAUUUUGGUGAUUAUUCCGACGAUUCUGAAUCUGGUGAAAAUUGUAUAGAAGAUAAUGCAAUCAUACAAGCAGUUACUCCUGCUGCUAUACAUAUAUCCACUUUAUUGGAAAAUUCAGGAAACACAAAGAGAAGUAGUAAACGUUUGCUCAGUACUGGUAGAGCGGGAGGUUCUAAGAGGCAAAGACAUGAUAUAAAUAAAGAGUCCUUUGUUGAUACUGUGUCUAAGCAAAUCAUUCCUGAUGCGACAUUAUUAUCCGUUGAAGAUAGCAUGUCUCCUCAUGUUCCUGGAUUGGAGAAAGCUGGUGAAGGGUCAUCUGAUGGCUCAAAUAGUUCUAUCGAAAUUGAUCAUUUUCUUAGCCAACCUAAGAAUAUGAACUCUGUUAGCGAUGAGGAUAAUUCAAGUGUACCAUCUUUAGUACCAGAAGAAAAUUCUACCUCUACUUCAAGAAUUACAUCUGAAUCAAGUCAAUUAUAUACAAUCCCUACUUUUAGAAAUGAAACUAAGAGUCUAAACAUUGCCAAUAUUGUUUCAAAUCUCAAAAAUGGUUCAAUACAUACAACUAGAUUGAUAUGUCUCAAUACUAAUGAUGAUAAAAAAGGUGUUUCAUAUAGAGACAAACAUUUUUAUGAUAGUUUGCCAGAUAAAUAUUUCUGUAAUGAGUCUAUUGAUAGUUCCCUAGAUGAAAACGAAGACUUAACUAAUGAGGAGUUUGACGAUCCUGAAACAACAUUCACCUUCAGUCAUCCUUAUGAUACAAUAAGGUCAGGUAAGAUGGGACGUCAAGAUCUGAGUGUGAUCAACAAUGAUGGAAAUAGUGUUAGAUUUGAUGAUCACUCUAAAUUAUUUGUCUACACGCCAAAAAGAAAAAAUUUGGUGUAUUCAAGAAAUGAAAAUCACCUCCUAGAUUCUGACAAAACUCGAAGUUUGAAAUCAAUAUUAAAAACAAAAGAUCAUAUUAGCACUGAGAUUGAAAAUGCAAGAGCAAUUUGUUGUGACUCUGUCAAUGUUAACGCAUUUAUACACUCAUUAAAUGAUUACGAAGAAAAACGAUUGACCGAUGAAAGGAACAAUGCUCUUUCAAGGGAAAAUCAAUUAAACAGAUAUUAUUCUAAGGAAUCCUCGCCAAAUCGGUCGAUUAUUGUUAGCGUUCAAAGUUGUGGAAGCGAUAAUUAA
Molecule: messenger RNA, 1974 nt
Organism: Maudiozyma barnettii
Lineage: Eukaryota; Fungi; Ascomycota; Saccharomycetes; Saccharomycetales; Saccharomycetaceae
Gene: GIP1
Product: protein phosphatase regulator GIP1
Exons: 1
Coding region: 1-1974 (657 amino acids)
Source: RefSeq, a predicted model, not a curated record